AGAGUCCGCACGGGACCAAGGGGGACCUCCCUGGACCCCGAGACCCCCGCCUCGCCCUGCCGCCCACAACCGUCCGUCUGGGACAGGGGCCGUCGGCCUAGGUUGUCCCAAUUCUAAGACGAGAUGCUUUAGAAGCCACCCUGGGACUGACAAGGUGUGCGCCUCGUUGGGGCCCGUCCCUGCCCUGGGAGGCGGGGCCAAGCGGAGAGUGCCCUUCCUGUUCCUGGGUAGGUGUCCGCAGCUCGAGGGGCGCCGGAGAGGACCAGGCUCCGGGGUCACAAUGAAUAAUCCUAUACCUUCCAAUUUGAAAUCGGAAGCAAAAAAGGCUGCUAAAAUUCUAAGAGAAUUCACAGAAAUAACUUCCAGAAAUGGACCUGAUAAGAUCAUUCCUGCCCAUGUAAUUGCUAAAGCCAAGGGCCUUGCGAUUUUAUCUGUGAUAAAAGCUGGAUUUCUGGUAACUGCUAGAGGAGGCAGUGGGGUCGUGUUGGCACGUCUUCCAGACGGAAAAUGGUCUGCACCUUCAGCCAUUGGGAUAGCUGGGCUUGGUGGAGGAUUUGAAAUAGGAAUUGAGGUAUCAGAUUUGGUAAUAAUUUUGAAUUAUGACAGAGCAGUAGAAGCUUUUGCAAAAGGUGGUAACCUGACACUUGGAGGGAACUUUACUGUGGCAAUUGGGCCCCUGGGAAGGAAUUUAGAAGGAAAUGUUGCCCUGAGAAGCCCCACUGCUGUCUUUACAUACUGCAAAUCCAGAGGACUCUUUGCUGGCAUAUCGUUAGAAGGCAGCUGUUUGAUUGAAAGGAAAGAAACUAAUCGGAAAUUUUAUUGUCAAGACAUCCGAGCUUAUGACAUUUUAUUUGGAGAAAUACCACGACCUGCUCAAGCAGAAGAACUUUAUGAAAUUCUUGAUUCCUUUACUGAAAAGUAUGAAAAUGAAGGUCAACGAAUCAAUGCAAGAAAAGCAGCAAGGGAACAGAGGAAGCCUACUGCUAAAGAAUUACCUCCGAAACCAUCGUUAAGACCACAGCAGUCAUCUGCACAAGUCUUGCUGAACUCUGGCUCCCAAAAUAACAGAAGCAAAUAUAAGCUCUACCCUGAACUUUCCAGCUAUCAGGAGAGAGUUGCAGCUGUGAAAUCAAUUAAAUUCUUACCAGGGACUUUCUCACAUCCUGGCCGAGCAUUGCUGCAGAGAAAAGGCACAGGGCACAGGCCCGAGCCUCAAGUUAAAACCCAUCCUACCAGGACAUCCAGUCCCCUGUGGGCUUGCUCUCAGCCUGUCCCAUACCCACUGACCAGCUGCACUUUUGCGUGGGCUGUUGGGCAAAGCAGAAAUUCUCCAAAUUGCAUAUACUUUUGUUCUGCACCCUUUGGAAGCUCAACUACAUGGUACUUGGUCCUCUCAGCAAGACAGCCUUGCAACUGCACAACCUGGUUUACUGUACCUUUCUGUAACAGCCUGUGCCCUCCUGUGUCAGUCUUCACCACCCGCCGCCUAUCCACCCUGUAAUUUUCAGUGACAGUGUGGGCACAUCCACGGUGGGGGCCAUCCUGUGCUGCGUGGAUGCCCUGGACAGAGUCACUCCAUGCCAAUAAUACUCCCUCCCCAGUUGCAAGGACCACAAAUGCUCCAGACAUUCCCUUUUGAGAACUGCUUUUCUGGUGACAUCACCUAGUGGCCUUAUCUGCCUCACUCACCGAUGAUUCUCUCCCUCUUCCAAAGGACAUGGUCCUCAAAGUGACAGACCCCACCCCUGACCUAGGAGGAUGUGGGUACCAGAUUAAGUCAGCCAUGCAACUCACCACUACAUUAAAUGUACACAAAACCAAAGAUGUGUUUGUUCUCUUCUGCUUGCCUUGCAACGACCUUCCAAAGACUGGAUUCCUUUCCUGAAUCACAUCUAGGGCCGGAUAUGUUGGUUACAUAUGGGUUACAUUAUGCAGACUCCAUGGAGAAGGCAACUGGGAGUAAAAUCGUGACACCCUAUAGACCCCGCCUUGCUAAUUAGGAGCCUCGGGACAGCUGCUUCCUGUUAAGUGUAGUCCUGAUUUGGGAGAGAAAAUAACCUGUAUUUGAAUUAAAGUUGAAUAUGAUGAUGAAAAUGGCUAAUUGCUUCAAAGAGCCUCCAUAUUUCUUAAACACAGGAAUAUAAAACUUGAAGGCAAGGCUUCUGUGAAUGCCAGAUAUUUUAGUUGGCAGU
Zalophus californianus (California sea lion) is the source of this 2192-nucleotide messenger RNA. RefSeq names its product SH3 and SYLF domain containing 1 (gene SH3YL1). The coding region runs from base 281 to 1501 and encodes 406 amino acids. Gene Ontology annotation, molecular function: protein binding; phosphatidylinositol binding. NCBI's taxonomy places the organism in Eukaryota, Metazoa, Chordata, Mammalia, Carnivora, Otariidae. The transcript has 11 exons. Gene Ontology annotation, cellular component: ruffle membrane. The record is from RefSeq and is a predicted model, not a curated record.